ACUGUCCCAGGGCUCUUGAGCCUGCCUACUGUAGCCCAGCCCCUUCCUGCUCCCCACUCUUCGCUCUGCUUGGCUGCUUAGAUAACCCAGAGCAGGGAAUCCCCUGGUCUUGACCACCACAGGGAUGGCGGCAAGUGGCCGGGGCCUCUGCAGGGCCCUGGGUGCUCCCCUCUGCCCCGUGGGAAGAUUUGCCCACUCGGAAGCAAGGGCCCAUCUGAAGCCCAAGUAUGACGCUGUGGUGAUCGGAGCAGGUCACAACGGGCUGGUAGCGGCAGCAUACCUGCAGAAAUUGGGCAUCAGCACUGUCGUGUUCGAGCGACGUCAUGUGAUCGGGGGUGCGGCUGUCACUGAGGAGAUCAUCCCAGGGUUCAAGUUCUCCCGAGCUUCCUACCUGCUCAGCCUGCUGCGACCUCGGAUCUACAAGGACCUGGAACUGAAGAAACAUGGGCUGAAAAUUUAUCUUCGAGACUUCUAUUCUUUCACCCCCAUUCUGGAAGAAGACAAAGGCAGCAAGGUUCCUCGGUCCCUCCUGCUGGGCACAGACAUGGCAGAAAAUCAGCGGCAGAUCGCCCAGUUCUCUCAGAAGGAUGCCCAGUACUUCCCGGCCUAUGAAGACUUCAUGCAUCGCUUGGCAUUGGCUAUGGACCCUCUGCUAGACUCACCCCCUGUGGACCUGGAGGCCUUUCAGCGUGGCUCCAUCCUGCAAAGACUCAAGUCCCUAUCUACUCUCCAACCCCUGCUACGGGCAGGCCGCAUCCUGGGAGCCCAGCUGCCCCAGUACUACCAAGUCCUCACAGCUCCAAUUACCAAGGUGCUGGAUCAGUGGUUUGAGUCUGAGCCUCUCAAAGCAACUCUGGCUACAGAUGCAGUGAUCGGAGCCAUGUUGAGCCCUCACACCCCCGGCAGUGGGUAUGUGCUGCUACAUCAUGUGAUGGGGGGCCUGGAGGGGGUGCCAGGGGCCUGGGGCUAUGUCCAGGGUGGUAUGGGCGCCCUCUCGGAUGCCAUCGCCAAGUCAGCCACAGCUUAUGGAGCAAGUAUCUUCACUAAUAAGACAGUGGCCACAGUGCAGGUGGACAGUGGCGGACGCACAUGUGGAGUCGUGCUGCAAGAUGGCACGGAGGUGAGGAGCAAGGUGGUCCUGUCCAAUGCCUCACCACAGACCACCUUCCUGGAGCUGACACCCCAGUCUUGGCUUCCAGAGGACUUUGUGGAGAGCAUCUCCCAGCUGGACACAAAGUCACCGGUCACCAAGAUCAAUGUGGCUGUCAAUAGACUGCCUGAUUUCCUGGCAGCCCCCAAUGCUGCUAGUGGCCAGCCACUGCCUCACCACCAGUGCUCCAUCCACCUGAAUUGUGAGGACACACUCCUCCUCCACCAGGCGUUUGAGGAUGCGGAGGAAGGCUACCCUUCUCGCAGGCCCAUGAUUGAGCUCUGCAUCCCUUCCUCGCUGGAUCCCACCUUGGCUCCUCCCGGUUGCCAUGUUGUCUCCCUUUUCACUCAGUACACACCCUACACUCUGGCAGGAGGCAAGGCCUGGGACGAACAGGAGAAAAAAGCAUAUGCGGACAAAGUGUUUGACUGCAUCGAGGCCUAUGCCCCCGGCUUCAAGAGCACUGUGGUGGGCAGAGACAUCCUCACCCCUCCUGACUUGAAGAGAAUCUUUGGGCUUCCUGGAGGGAACAUAUUCCACUCUGCCAUGACCUUGGACCAGCUCUAUUUCACCCGCCCAGUGCCCAUGCACUCCAAUUACCGCUGCCCUCUCCCGGGCCUGUACCUCUGCGGAAGUGGGGCCCAUCCUGGAGGAGGUGUCAUGGGAGCUGCUGGACGCAAUGCAGCCCAUGUGGUCAUCCAGGACCUUAAGAGCCUGAGCUAA
This is a messenger RNA of Suncus etruscus (white-toothed pygmy shrew), 1873 nucleotides long. It is a transcript of the gene PYROXD2, whose product is annotated as pyridine nucleotide-disulphide oxidoreductase domain 2. Lineage: Eukaryota; Metazoa; Chordata; Mammalia; Eulipotyphla; Soricidae. Gene Ontology annotation, molecular function: oxidoreductase activity. The record is from RefSeq and is a predicted model, not a curated record. Bases 125 to 1873 code for a protein of 582 amino acids. The transcript is spliced from 16 exons.